Achroia grisella is the source of this 417-nucleotide messenger RNA. RefSeq names its product cuticle protein 64-like. Bases 1 to 417 code for a protein of 138 amino acids. The transcript is spliced from 2 exons. NCBI's taxonomy places the organism in Eukaryota, Metazoa, Arthropoda, Insecta, Lepidoptera, Pyralidae. The record is from RefSeq and is a predicted model, not a curated record.
AUGAUUGCUAAGUUCUUAAACAAAGUCAGAACUAAUAAUAAUAUAUAUUUUGUUUCGCAGAUUCUUUCCGUCCUCUUAUUGGUGGGUUUGGCCCAUGGAAACAUUGGUUACGGCGGUAUUGGAUACGGAUCUCUGGGAUAUGGUCUAGGGUAUAGAGGUCUCGGCUAUGGCGGUAUUAGAGGUUAUGGCGGUUAUGGCGAUUAUGGCGGUUAUAGCGGUUAUGGCAUUGCCCCAGUUGCAGCAGCUCCUAUAGUCGCUGCCCCCGUCGCAGCUACUUCUGUAAUCGCUCCUCCCGUGGUCGCGAAUCCACUUGCAACGAAGACCCUCGGUUCUUCUUUAGCUCUAUCCUCAUAUGGUUACAAUCCAAUUGGAUAUGCUGGAUAUGGCAAUUAUGGAUAUGGCAGAUUAGCUUGGUAA